Messenger RNA from Triticum turgidum subsp. durum (durum wheat), 1791 nucleotides. The record is from the annotation of a GenBank genome assembly. Lineage: Eukaryota; Viridiplantae; Streptophyta; Magnoliopsida; Poales; Poaceae.
AUGGAUUCCGGCGAUGCGCCUGAACGGAUUCGCGAGGAAACGGGUUCUAGGAGCAGAGACGGCCUGCCUCAGCGUGACGCGACUGGAGCAGGUCCAGAUGCUAAUCGCCAUGGGGGAGACCGCGUCCUUACCAAGCGCCUGAAGGAUGAAUCGCCUGACACAUCGGAGCCACCGCCGUCACGGCUGAAGAAGGCUGUGGAGCUGGAGCCUCACCCCGCUCAGAACAGAGACGAGCAGUUCGUCUGGCCCUGGAUGGGAGUGUUGGUCAAUGUGCCUACUGAGUGGAAAGGAGGGCGCCAGGUCGGGGAAAGUGGGAACCGCCUGAAGGAGCAGCUCUUGGCCUUUUGCCCGCACAAGGUCAUUCCUUUGUGGAACUAUAGAGGCCACACCGGGAACGCCAUCGUUGAGUUUGGAAAAGACUAUGCUUCUUUCUGCAAUGCCUUCAAGUUUGAGAACCACUUUGAGGCAGAAGGACAUGGCAAGCGGGACUGGGAGCAGCGCAAGUAUCAAGGGCGCGAGAUGUUUGGAUGGGUUGCAAGGGCUGAUGAUCAGAGAGCCCCGGGACCGAUCGGGGAGCAUCUGCAGAAAAAUGGUGAUCUGAAAACCGUUGCAGAACUUGAGAAUGAAGGAACGCGCAAAACCGACAAGCUGGUAGCUAAUUUAGCCAGCGCAAUUGAGGUAAAGACCAAGCAUGCCCAAGAACUUGAAUGCAAGUACAAUGAGACAACCACCUCACUUGACAAGGUGAUGGAAGAAAAGGAGCUGGUCCUCCAGAGAUACAAUGAUGAAAUCCGCAAGAUGCAGCAACUUGCUCGUAGGCAUUCUCAGAUGAUCCUUAAUGAGAAUCAGAAGCUUCGUUCGGAACUGGAGGCGAAGAUGCAGGAUCUUGAAUUCAAAUCCAGGCAGCUUGAUGAGCUUGCUGUGCGAAGUGACUCGGAUAGAAGGAACCUUGAGAAAGAGAAGGAGAAGAAUGAGAUCAAAGCAAAGUAUCUUAAGAUGGCAACGUCGGAGCAACAGAGGGCAGAUGAAAAUGUGCUGAAGCUUGUGGCAAAACACAAGAGGGAGAAAAAGGCUGCUCUAGAUGAGAUUAUCAAGUUAGAGCAGAAACUGGAUGCCAAACAGAAGCUUGAGCUAGAAAUAAAACAGUUGCAGGGAAAAUUGGAAGUGAUGAAGCAUAUGCCAGGUGAAGAAGACUCUGAAUCAAAGAGGAAAAUAGAUGAACUUAGUGCCGAGCUUCAGGACAAGUAUGAUGAAAUGGAUGCAGUGGAAGCACUCCACCACACUCUGCUUAUGAAGGAAAGGAUAAGCAACGAUGAGUUGCAAGAUGCUCGGAAGAAGCUAAUAGAUGGUCUGCGGGAUGUUACAACUGCCCGAGCAACUAUAGGCGUUAAAAGAAUGGGUGAUCUUGACCUGAAAUCAUUUGCUAAGGCUUGCAAAGGUAAAAUGUCAGAAGAAGAUGCAGAAGUAACUGCUUCCAUUCUUUGUUCAAAGUGGGAAGAGGAGAUUAAAAAUCCAGAAUGGCACCCUUUUAAAGUUAUCAUGGUCGAGGGCAGAGAGAAGGUAGAAAUUCUCCGUGAGGAUGACGAGAAGCUGCAGGAACUGAAAGAAGAGCAUGGUGAGGAAGUCUAUGGGUUGGUGACAAAGGCUUUGCUUGAAGUGAAUGAGUACAACCCUAGCGGCCGCUAUUCCGUGCCGGAGCUGUGGAACUACAAAGAGAAUAGGAAGGCAACCCUGAAAGAAGUGGUCCAGUACGUGCUGAGGCAGUGGCGCACACAGAAGCGGAAGCGCUGA